AUGUGUCUCGGUCGUAUGGCUAUGCACUGCGUACGCACUGUCGCCAUGGCGCAAUGCUACCUUGGUUCUAUCGAGUACAGUUCAUGGUUCUCCAUGUCUUUGGAGAUGCCGCAAUACGAGACCGGGUUUUCCCAAGUCAGAGGUACCACUAUGGAUACAGCCGUGUGCCAGGCCCAAGCUCUGACUACAAAUGUAAUGCCUCUUCUUUCAACUCCUCACACAUGCCAAUACUCGGUCGGUUUCUUCAACGUCAUCACCGAUGUGCCUACAGAUACGAUGACAGCACACUCUCGAAUCCGAGACAUACCAUCGGACUAG
Molecule: messenger RNA, 318 nt
Organism: Plenodomus lingam JN3
Lineage: Eukaryota; Fungi; Ascomycota; Dothideomycetes; Pleosporales; Leptosphaeriaceae
Source: RefSeq, a predicted model, not a curated record